Messenger RNA from Acaulospora colombiana, 2526 nucleotides. NCBI's taxonomy places the organism in Eukaryota, Fungi, Glomeromycota, Glomeromycetes, Diversisporales, Acaulosporaceae. The record is from the annotation of a GenBank genome assembly.
AUGGAACUUGAUCGUCGGGAUAUUGAGGAAGAGAACCUUCGUGCAGAGGAAAUAGCCUUACAGAUGAAUGAACGUUAUGGAAGACGUCGUGGUCAGAUUAGUCAAGUCGAUACCGGCAUACCAGCCCAAUUUAUUGCUGGUGUAAAUCAGCCUAAUUUGUUCGUCAUCCGUUGUAAGCAAGGGAAAGAAAAAGAUGUAGUUCUUCAGUUUAUGAGGCGGUUUAAGGAAAGCGAAUAUUCUCAACACCCUAUUGAAAUAUUAUCCGCUACAUGUCGAGAUGCACUCAAAGGAUACGUAUACGUCGAAGCUUGGAAGCUUGCACAUGUGCAAAAGGCCAUCUUAAACAUGAAUAACCUGUUUAAUUCGCAAAUAAAACUCGUGCCAUUAGCGGAAAGAGAUCACGUAUUAACCAUAAGAAAGAAAGAUAUCUCUCUUAAGGAAGGAUCAUGGGCUAAAGUCAGAAAAGGAAAAUAUGCGGGAGACCUUGUUCAGAUUUCAUGGGUAUAUGGUGAAAAUCCAAAUGAAGUAAGAAUCAGGUGUGUCCCUCGCAUUGAAGAGAGUGAGAAUGAUUCGAACAAGCGGAAAAAGAAAACUACCGUUAAGGAUUUUGAUAAUGGAUAUAUAGAAAGAGAUAUAAAAGUCACAAAUUUGGUAUUUGAAAAUGUUAGUCCAACCAUGGACGAAAUCACUGAAUACCUUUCGGCAGCUGAUUCAAAUUGUACUUAUUUUGCUUCAAGAAGUUCCGAUGCUCCGAUUGCUCUGCCAACAAAGGUUAUUUUUACCCCUGGUGAUGAAGUUGAGGUUAUUGGUGGUAGCGAUCGUGGAGUUUAUGGUAUUGUGGAAGCCGUGAAUAAAGAAUAUGUUACAUUCACUCGGUACAAAUCGGGAGUUCCACAGCAAGUGACAUUCCUGGCGGAGCAUUUGGCUAAAAGGUUUAGCAUAGGAGACCAUGUUCAGGUGCUCAACGGAUCGCAUAAAGGGGAGACCGGAAUGAUCGUAAACAUUGAUAGUGUGAGGAACCAUGUUACUUUGUGGUCUGACCUGACCAAAUCCGAGAUAAAAGUAUUCUCAAAGGAUUUAAAAAAGAUAACAGAGUCAACUGGUGUUAGGUCAUCCGGGUCAGAUUACGAAGUUCAGGAUCUUGUUCAAACAUCAGCUGGCCAAGUUGGUGUGAUAGUUAAUGUCGAUCGAUCUAAAUACACCAUUUUGGAAACAGACGGAAAUAUUUCGACUUACACACGAGAUGAAAUCAUCAAGAAAGAAGAUACACGUCGAUUUACUUCAGCACUCGGUCAAAAUCAAAUAAUGAUAAAAGUUGGCGAUAUUGUUACCGAUGUAUCCGCUGAGACCGUUACCAUUACAAAGGGACCUUAUAAAGGGUACCUAGGAAUAGUGAAAGAUACUACUCCGGUGAUGGCGCGAGUAGAAUUGCACACGAAUUGUAGUAUUGUGAAUGUGGAAAAGACCAAAUUGCUGAAUGUCGACACGAGUCGGCCAGUUGUAUUGUCAGAACCCAUCACGAAUAGAAACACUAGAGAAUAUAGCCCGGCACCUUCAAAUUACUCAGGUUCGAGUUGGCAGUCGAGUAACGUUAGGACUCCUAAUUCGUGGAAUGGCUCUCGCACUCCAACCUGGAAUAAUCCUAUGUCAAACCAGAUCACUUCAGAUGGUUCGCGUACACCAUCACAUGCAGAUGGAUCAAGAACACCGGCUGUUCAUUUGAACGAUGGUUCUAGGACACCUGCCUGGGAUCUUGGCAGUAAAACUCCUGCCUACGCUGGUUCUGAUGGUUCAAGAACACCUGCUUGGGAUACGGGAAGUAGGACUCCUGCAUAUGUUGCAGAAAAUCGGGGACGAACUUCGACAUGGGAGGCCAACUAUCCUGCUACACCAGCAACUGAGAACCAAAGCUUUACUGCACCAACACCUGGAGCUGAAACUCCAGCGUGUACCGCACCGACACCAGGGGCCUCUGAAACUCCACUUUAUGCUAUGGCAACUCCCGGAAACACCAGUAACAUUAUGAUACCCGCCACUCCUGGCCCUGGACCUAUGACACCAGCUAAUUUGCUACCUCAAACACCGUUUGUAUCGGCAAGCACGAUUCCCACGGGUGGUGACUUUAGAAAUGUCAGACAAGAGGUCAAUUCAAAUUCUAAAGAAUGGUUAACUGUCGACAUACAAAUUCGUAUUGUGCCUGAUCAAAGAGGUGUUUCGUUUAAUAAAGGGCAAUAUGACAAUCGGAUGGGCGUGAUCAACCGCCUUGAAUCACCAACCACCUGCCUCGUAAACCUAGAUGAUUCACAAGAGCAAUGUUUUAUAGAACAGAAGUUUUUGGAACCCGUACAACCACAAAAGAAAGAAAAAAUCAAGAUGAUUGCAGGAGAUCUCAAGGGACAAUUAGGUAUUCUUGUUGGUGUAGAUGGCGUGGAUGGUGUUGUUAAAGUUAAGGGAGGGAAGGAUUUCAAGAUUGUAAAUAUGAGCAUGAUGGCUAAAUACGUAGGAGAGGAAGUGGCCGAAGAGUAA